Molecule: messenger RNA, 3266 nt
Organism: Drosophila ananassae
Lineage: Eukaryota; Metazoa; Arthropoda; Insecta; Diptera; Drosophilidae
Gene: B-H1
Product: homeobox protein B-H1
Exons: 3
Coding region: 808-2637 (609 amino acids)
Biological process (GO): regulation of transcription by RNA polymerase II
Molecular function (GO): DNA-binding transcription factor activity, RNA polymerase II-specific; RNA polymerase II transcription regulatory region sequence-specific DNA binding
Source: RefSeq, a predicted model, not a curated record
UAAAUAACACUUUCCUUCAAAUUUCUUAACAAAAACUCAAAAAUAAAUCUCAAAAAGACUUCCUCCCUCCCAGAAAACCAGAAACCUCUUCUCAAAAAACCCCAAGAUCUCAAUUAUGGAGCCUCUUGGAUAGAUACGCCCACCACCCCCCCGACACAGCGCCAUUUUGGGGCACAGACUGGCCGAAAUUACGGCCAUUUGACCGACAUUUGCCGCAGAUCUGCCGCCUCCUGCCGCCUGCCGCCUCUGCUAUAAAAAGUGGCGCGGAGAGCCCCGGAGGCGAGCUCUCGUCGUGGUGAGUUGGCGGCAAUGGCGGCGCUGGACGCGAGCGGGAGGCAAGACCUAGAGCAGUCCGGCUGCCGAGAGGCCGAGAGGGAGAGGCCACAGGGCGAGAGUAGAGUGGUGCUGCUCUAACACUAACCUGGCUGGGGGAGAGCGGCAAAGUCACCACCAAGUGGCCUGUAACAAAGUGGCAGAAAUGUUGCCGUUCUGCCGGCGUCGACGCAGCAGCAGCAGAAGCAGCAGCAGCAGCAGCCACAGCUGCAAGCGACGUCGGCAGGUGCGUUUCCAGCCGCCCGGAGACCGCUCAGUCUCGUUUUGGCAGCCAAGCCGCUCACGACGUCGCUGGCGGAGAACCCCCCCCAAGUACCAAGUAGAGUGUGAAAAGCUGGGAGAGUCUUAGGGAGUGUGCCAAUAUCCGAAAUCUGUGAAGAGUUCCUCGAAGUUUAUUUUUUUUGUGAAGUGUCUCUGAGAGAAGAAAGACUCGGGAAGAAAGAGUAUCAUUUGUGGAGUGCUUGUAGACUGGCUAUGAAAGACUCGAUGAGCAUUCUAACCCAAACGCCCAGCGAAACGCCCGCGGCCCACAGCCAGCUGCACCAUCAUCUCAGUCACCACCACCAUCCGGCGCUGCACCACCACCCGGCCCUGCAGCACCACUACAGCCUGCAGCAGCAGCAUCAGCAACAGCAGCAGCAGCAUCAGCAGCCACCAGCACCACCGGCGGCAGCCACAACCACGGUGGUCAACAUGUCCGGCAGCACCACCACGGCGGCUAAUCUGAAGCCCAACCGAUCCCGCUUCAUGAUCAACGACAUCCUGGCGGGCAGUGCCGCGGCCGCCUUCUACAAGCAACAGCAGCAGCACCACCACCACCACCACCAGAGCCACCACAAUAACAACAAUCACUCUGGUGGCUCGAGUGGCGGCAGCAGUCCCACCCACCACAACAACAACAACGGCGAGGGAUUUGAGCCACCGAGUGGAGGAGCUGGAGCAGGAGCAGGAGCAGCUGCCCCACCACCACCGCUGCACCACCUCCACCCGCAAUCGCAUCCCCAUCCGCAUCCGCAUCCGCACUCACACCCACAUCCGCACGCCCUGGUGCAUCCGCACGCCAAGCUGGCCGCGGGCGGUGGCGCCGCCAACGGUCUGAAUGUGGCACAGUACGCGGCGGCCAUGCAACAGCACUAUGCCGCCGCCGCCGCAGCAGCAGCGGCCCGAAACAGUGCAGCAGCAGCCGCCGCGGCAGCCGCAGCAGCAGCAUCAGCCGCCGCCGCCGGAGGAGGAGGAGGAGGAGGUGGCCUGGGUGUGGGUGGUGCGCCGGCGGGAGCGGAGCUGGACGACAGCAGCGACUAUCACGAGGAGAACGAGGACUGCGACAGCGACGAGGGCGGCAGCGCGGGAGGCGGCGGGGGAGGCAGCAACCACAUGGACGAUCACAGCGUUUGUAGCAAUGGCGGCAAGGACGAUGACGGAAACAGCAUCAAGAGCGGCUCCACCAGCGACAUGAGCGGGCUGAGCAAGAAGCAGAGGAAGGCCAGGACCGCCUUCACCGACCACCAGCUGCAGACUCUGGAGAAGUCCUUCGAGCGGCAGAAGUACCUCAGUGUCCAGGAGCGCCAGGAGCUGGCCCACAAGCUGGACUUGAGCGACUGCCAGGUGAAGACCUGGUACCAGAACAGGAGAACCAAAUGGAAGCGACAGACUGCUGUCGGGCUGGAACUCCUCGCCGAGGCCGGAAACUUCGCCGCCUUCCAGCGGCUCUACGGCGGAUCCCCCUACUUGGGCGCCUGGCCGUACGCGGCUGCUGCCGGUGCUGGGGCCGCUGCUGCCGCCGCCCACGGUGCCACGCCCCACACCAGCAUCGACAUCUACUACCGCCAAGCGGCCGCCGCCGCCGCCAUGCAGAAGCCCCUGCCCUACAACCUCUACGCCGGAGUGCCCAACGUGGGCGUGGGCGUGGGCGUCGGCGUCGGCCCAGCCCCCUUCUCGCACCUCUCCGCCUCCAGUUCGCUGUCCUCGCUGAGCAGCUACUACCAGAGCGCCGCUGCCGCCGCGGCUGCCGCGAAUCCGGGCGGACCUCCGCCCCCACCCCCGCCCUCGUCGACGGCGGCGGCUACCGGCGGCUCUCCAUCGCCCAUCGGGGGACUGAUCAAGCCGCUGGCCGGCAGCCCCACCGGCGGUAUGCCCCCGCACCACCCCUCCCGUCCCGACUCCGCCUCGCCGCCGCUGCCCCUGCCGCUGGCACGCCCCCCCUCCACACCAAGUCCCACCCUGAACCCGGGCAGUCCGCCGGGCCGCUCGGUGGACAGUUGUUCGCAGGCCCAGUCGGAUGACGAGGAUCAGAUCCAGGUGUGAGCGAGAGGCAGGAUCUAGAGAGUGUGUGUGUGUGUGUGUGUGGAAACAGUGUUGGAAAACCCCCCAAAAGCACAAUAUCUUUAUUUCGAAAAAAAGCAUUUAUUUUAAAAGCAACUUUAAAAAGCACAAAAAAAUACAGUUUUUAGCGAAAAUAAAUUCAGGAUGUGUGCUAGUGUGUGUGUGUUGUGUAUAUAAGCCCUGUAUUAGUGUGUGUGCGUGUCUGCUUCUUAACUUAUUUUUUAGUCGCGCUUAGUAACUUAUUGGAAGUGCUUCUGGAAGCUCAAAAACAACAUUUUUUUGUCUAAAACAUAAUAAUAAUAUUAUAAUCAUGAUAAAUGGAAAAUAAUUAAUAAUAUUUAUUUAGAUGUUGUAUGUGAACACUAUCAGCCAAAAAAAAAGUAACAAAACUCUGUAUAGUUAAGGCCUAACCACAAAAUGUAUUAUCUUCAUUAAUAUUAAUUUUAAAUACUAUUAUAUACAUAUAUAUUUUUUUUUUUUUAAAUAGAUACUAGCCUAGACGUUAUAACUGUAACUGUAUAAUGUAAAGUAUAUCCUUUUUUUGUCUAUGUUAGCAACCACACGUAUUUUUUUGUCUAAAUAAAAAAAAAAUAAAUAACAAUAAUUAUAUA